This is a messenger RNA of Symbiodinium sp. CCMP2456, 186 nucleotides long. The record is from the annotation of a GenBank genome assembly. NCBI's taxonomy places the organism in Eukaryota, Dinophyceae, Suessiales, Symbiodiniaceae.
GGGAAGAUCUAUCCCGAGCUGGCAAUUCUAGGCUUGCUCCUGGGAUGUGAUGCCAAAGAGGCAACAAUUUUGUCACAGGCGUCGAAGGCGGCUUGGGCCAAGUCUUCGCAAAACGCGAUCAAGACCCUCGCGUCCGGAAGCGCCACUAGCCCGAGGCCAGCCGUCGCCAAUGCCACAACGCCACAG